AUGGAUUUCGCCGGCGACGCCCUGUUGGCGGGCCACCAGCUCUACGCCCGCAGCGGUGUGUCGACUGGAGACGCCUCGGAAAAGCCCGCGGUUUACAAGGUUGUUGGAAUCAUAUUAGCACUGUCCUCCGGCCUAUUCAUUGGCAUAUCGUUCGUGGUCAAGAAGAAGGGAUUGCUGUCCGCAAACGAAAAGUACCAAGAGGAAGCUGGUGAGGGAUACGGCUACCUCAAAAACUGGAUGUGGUGGACCGGAAUGACCCUCAUGAUCAUCGGCGAGGUGUGUAACUUUGUCGCAUAUGCCUUCGUCGACGCGAUCCUGGUCACUCCCAUGGGCGCCUUGUCCGUCGUCGUCACCGCUAUCCUCUCCGCAAUAUUUCUCAAAGAGCGCCUGAGUUUCGUUGGCAAGGUUGGCUGCUUCAACUGCAUUGUUGGCUCCGUCGUCAUCGUCCUCAAUGCUCCCGAGCAGUCCUCGGUCUCCACCAUUCAGGAGAUGAAGAAGCUCGUCGUCACUCCCGGGUUCUUGUCGUACACUGGUGUUGUCAUACUCAUCGCUCUCUUUCUCGCUCUCUGGGCGGCGCCCCGGUAUGCAAAGAAGACCAUGAUGAUAUACAUCAGUAUAUGCAGCAUGAUUGGAGGGUUGAGCGUUGUUGCUACUCAGGGGCUGGGUUCUGCCAUUCUUGCGCAAAUCCGAGGUGUUUCACAGUUCAACCAGUGGUUCCUUUACGUUGUCUUGGUUUUUGUGAUUGCCACGCUUUUGACAGAGAUCAUUUACCUCAAUAAAGCUCUCAAUAUCUAUAACGCCGCGCUGGUCACGCCUACGUAUUACGUUUUCUUCACUAGUGCCACUAUUGUCACUUCUGCCAUCCUGUUCCAGGGCUUCAAGGGCACUGGAACGACCAUUGCCACGGUCGUCAUGGGUUUCUUGCAGAUUUGCUCCGGCGUGGUUCUGCUCCAACUUUCCAAGUCUGCCAAGGACGUUCCCGAUGCCGCAGUGUUCCAGGGUGACCUCGACCAGGUCCGAACGGUUGCUGAGCAAGAGGAGCCGGAAUACGAGCCGAGAGCUGACACCAUUCGUGGUGGUGCUGCUAUCAUCCGCACGUUCUCGGUUGCACGACAGAGGAGAGAAGCCGAGGAGGCGAAGACACUUGCUUCUGUGAGCAUGGAGCCUAUCGGGGAGAAUGAGUCUAUCGAAUGGGACGGUCUGCGCAGACGCAAGACGGUGCUCAGCUCAGGUCAGCCGUCAAUCCGACGCCAGAAGACGGUCCAUCCGCCGUUGGGCAUGUCGCAUUUUCCAGAUUCAGAUUCCGAGCACGGCGCCAACAGCGACGAUGAUAUCCAUCCCGGAUUUCUCUCGCGUCUGUCGACCCUCCGCAGAUCCAAGCGACGCCCAUCCCACGCGUCGACGCAUCCGGUGCCUCUGGAGUCGAUUGCGGUUCCUACCAAAUCCGCUUCCUUGUCUUCGCUGAAUUCACGAGGUCCUCCCCCAGCCCCUAGCUCUAUUAUUGCUCAAGAUUUCGCCACAGAUGGCGCCGGCAACCCACAUGUGUAUGGCCUCCCGCCGGGCCUCCGUACCGAGGGUCAUGAAGAUGACACUUCAUAUCACCCACCACCUGGAUCUUCGUCUAGCGGUGUCCACUGGGCAGCAUCUAUUGACGAGCGAGUCAAAUCGCCGGGUAGUAGUGGACUCAAUCCACCGCCGCCUCCGCCUCAUACUGCAGGCACAACCGGCUCCACCAAGCGUCAAUUCUCUUUCACUAACGUCUUCCACCCCUUCUCACGUCCCGACUCUGCGAGCAGUGAUCUCCGCCCCAUGAGCGCCCGCUCCGGCCUAAGCUUCGCCCAUCGCAAACCGGGCCACGCCACCCGCGCCAGCGGCGGCGGCGGCGGCGACACUGAGGAAGAGCGCCUCGGCCUCGUCAAGGGCGACAGCCGCUACGACGACGACAACAAUGACAACGACAACAACAACAACGGCAAGUCUCAACAACGCCAGGGCGCCUCGCACCUCCCAAGCCUCUCGUCGGACAGCGACGACGCCUUCUACGGCCGUUACGGCUCGCCGCCCACGUACGGCGACCUCAAGGAAUCCGACAUGGAGGACCCCGAGCCCGGCGUGCUGAGCGACGAGGAGCGCUGGACCGUGCCCAUGCCGUCGGCCACCGGCGCGCCGACCAGCGCCCCUGGUGGCCACAGCCGCAAUCUGACCGGCGGCGGCCUGUCGUCGGCGCCCAUGGACGUGCGCGUGCCGGCGCCGGGCGUGCCGCAGGGCGCUGCGGGGGUGGGGAGCAGCAGGGGCGCCUACGCGCACGCGAGGAGCACGAGCGACUCCUCGGACGAUUUUGAGGAGGCGAUACGGAAGUUGUAA
Messenger RNA from Lasiodiplodia theobromae, 2364 nucleotides. RefSeq lists its product as uncharacterized. Gene Ontology annotation, cellular component: membrane. The transcript has 2 exons. Bases 1 to 2364 code for a protein of 787 amino acids. Lineage: Eukaryota; Fungi; Ascomycota; Dothideomycetes; Botryosphaeriales; Botryosphaeriaceae. Gene Ontology annotation, molecular function: magnesium ion transmembrane transporter activity. Gene Ontology annotation, biological process: magnesium ion transport. The record is from RefSeq and is a predicted model, not a curated record.